AUGUAAGGUUAACCCAUCCCAUUCAUUGAGUUAAAGGAAACUUAAACUUAAGAAGGAAUGGAGACUGUUUUCGAGAUUCAUCCUUAGGCAAUUAAGAUGUUGUAAUCAAUUGCUGACAGAAAAGUAUUCACUUCUAAUGGGAUAUUUAGGUAGCUGUUCUUACAAUUGCAGGUCCAUAGAGAACAGGAAAGUCCUUUUUAGCCAAUAGGGUGUUAAAGAGAUAAAAGGGAUUCGCUGUUGGGCCAACAACAAUGCCAUGCACAAAAGGGAUUUGGCUAUGGAGCUAACCCAUACCAUUAAAUGAAAACACUUCGAUCUUAUUGAUGGAUACCGAAGGAUUAAACUCAGUCUAAAGAGACUUGGGAGUCGACACUAAAAUAUUCUCAAUAUCUUUGUUGCUGUCUUCGAUGUUUGUAUUUAAUCAAUUGGGUCAUAUUGAUGAACAGUCGAUAGAGAAUCUCUCUCUUGUUAUUAAAUUGAGUGAGAACAUCAGCGUAGGAUCCGAGGAUAAAAGUUUGAGUCAAUUUUUUCCAACAUUCCUUUGGGUAUUACGAGAUUUCUCACUUGAUUUAAGAGGACGUACUCCAAGUGAGUAUUUGGAAUUUGCACUUCAAGAUCAAUCCAAUCCAGGUCCCGAUGGAGAGAGAAAAAAUCUUAUUAGAAGAAAGAUUAGAGAGUAUUUUAAAUUCAGGGAUUGCCUCUGCAUGGUGAGACCAAUAUAGGAUGAAAGAAGACUAGCUAGAGUGGAAGAAGAGGAUUGGAAUGCCUUAAGACCAGAAUUCAUUUCAGCUGUUUAAGAGUUCGAGAGAAGGGUGUUCAAGUGCAUUCCUCCAAAAUAAAUCAAUGGCACCACUCUAACUGCUGAAAUGUUUCUGAAACUCUCCCUUGAAUAUGUCGAUGCCAUCAAUUCUGGAGGAAUCCCUUAGAUCUUAACUAGUUUAGAUAGAGUCAUUCAACAGGAGGCAAGAAAUCUCUUGGAAGAGCUGAAAAGUCUAUAUUCCAAAAAGUAUUCAGAUGCGUUGUCCAAGAUGAAGCCUCCAUUUGAUGAUGAGGAACUGAAAUCUUUGAAGAAACAAAUCGAAGCUGAAAUCUUCUAAAGAUUAGAUUAAAAAUCAAAAGAAAUAAUUGACAACUCUAAAAUUGUAAGUAUGAAAACAGAAUUACAUGAAAUGAUGGAACAGGAUUUAUAAACCAGAUUAGAAAUUAACAAAGAAUAAUCGACUACUUUGGCUAAUUAAAUCCUAUAGAAAUUUUUUAAUACUUAUCAAGUUCCAGUUUUAGACAAUGUUGAUAGCAUUAAACCCUCUCUCUUAGUAGAGCAAUUUCAAACUUACAGCCGUUUUUUUAAAUAUUAUAUGGAAAAUGUUAAGGGCUAUUCUAAAUACAAGCAUUUUUCUGAAAAAGUGCCUUCAUUUCUAUUUAGUUACUUUGAAAAACUUAUUUUAAGUGUUUAAAAAGUCUACAUAGAAGAAAACAAUUCAACUAAAAAGUAUCUAGUAUAAGCAAGGGAAGGCGAAGAAAGACUGAGGAAAACUAUUGCCAAUUAAGAAAGCUUAUUAUAUGAAAUCUAAAAGGAAAGGGAUUAGUUAAAGUAUGAAAUAGAAAACUGGACUAGGGAGACCAAUAAACAAGAAAAAAUUAAAAGUCUUGAAUUGGAGGCUUGUUAAGCCAAAGUAGCCCAUUUAACUUCAGAUUUGCAAAACAAAAAAGAAAAGAAUUAAAAAUUAAAAUAGGAUGUUUAAAAUUUAUAAGAGUAACUCCAAAGAGUAAGGAAUGAAUUAAAUGGAAAAAGAGUUGAAUGUCAACAACUAUUAAAACGAAUGAAUGAGGACAAUUAAUCCUUCAGAGAACCAGGGGAAGAGGUAUUUAACCUUAUAAUUAUUAGAUCUCCAAUGAUUUGGUGUUAUAAUAUAAGGAUAUGAAAUAAUAAGCUCAUUAGAUGAAUGAUUUUUUCAAAAGAAGAGCUAUGGAUCAUUCACAACAAAGCAUCUUUCUAUAGGAGAUUUCAAAACUAUAGCAAGAUAAAUUUAAUGAGAUCAUUAAACUAAGAGAAGAUUAUAAACAAAAAAAAUAAAAAAUGAAGGAGGAAUUAGAGCAAGAAAAGUAAUUAUAUUUCUUAAAUUUAGAAAAGCCUUGAAGAAUAACCUUGAACAUUUUAUUAAAUAAAAUGAAGAAUUAAAAGCUAAAAAUAUGACCUAUUAUGAGAAAUAUGAGCAAGCCCAAAAAAAUCAGUAACAUCUUAAGGUAUUUUUUGAAUGCUAUUUUGGAUAGUAAAUUUAAUAAGAAAAUCAAAAAUUAUCUCAAAGAUUGGAAGAAAAAUCAGAAAAUUUAGAUAUGCAUAUCUAAGUCAUUGAAAAUUUCACUAAAGACAUUGAAAAACUAACUAGUAUACGGGAAGAUCUUGAAUAAAAGCUUGCAUUCAUGAAUUCGGAGAAAAGUUAGUUGAUAUCAUUUAAAGAGAGCUUUCCAUAUAUACUAAAGGGUAAUAUCCUAUGCAUUAUAUCAAAUAGAGGCGUUAAAAUGGGUGUUAAAGUAAAAUUCAAAAAUAAAACAUGCCAUGAAGUCAGUGGGUGAAGAAGAGUAAAAGAUAAUUCGCGAUUGUUUUCAUGAAGUUGGAAUAAAUGUGUGA
Molecule: messenger RNA, 2629 nt
Organism: Paramecium octaurelia
Lineage: Eukaryota; Ciliophora; Oligohymenophorea; Peniculida; Parameciidae
Source: the annotation of a GenBank genome assembly